This is a messenger RNA of Lodderomyces theae, 1203 nucleotides long. RefSeq lists its product as uncharacterized. The coding region runs from base 1 to 1203 and encodes 400 amino acids. The record is from RefSeq and is a predicted model, not a curated record. Gene Ontology annotation, biological process: secondary metabolite biosynthetic process. Gene Ontology annotation, molecular function: monooxygenase activity; FAD binding. The transcript is spliced from 2 exons. Lineage: Eukaryota; Fungi; Ascomycota; Pichiomycetes; Serinales; Debaryomycetaceae.
AUGAGCACAGAUAACGGAGACAACACUACACAAGCCAAAGGGGCUACGGGGGCUGCAUCCACUGCUCUUAAUGAAGUUGGUGCUGGGAUCCAAGUGCCACCAAACUCGGUCAGGGUUCUCAAAGAGUAUGGGGUUUUUGAUAGAUUUGAGGAAUACGUCACUAGACCAAAGAAUAUCAUCUUGAGGCGAUAUGACACAGGUGUUCCUUUGUCCACCACUCCAUUGGAUCCGGAUAUGACAAAUGCUUAUGGUAACCCGUACUUGUUGAUCCAUCGAGCUGACUAUCAAAAGUUACUAUACCAAGCUGCACUUGACCUCGGCAUUGAAUACAAGAAUGGGUGCAGAAUUAAGGAGGUUGAUGAGAGCACGGCUACAGUUGUUUUGGAAACGGGGGAAAAGUACACUGCAGAUUUGGUUGUUGGUGCUGAUGGUAUCAGAUCUAGGGUCAGAGAUACUGCUGUUGUUCCAGAGGAGACUGUUAAGCCCACCCCAUCCUCCAAUUGUGCAUACAGAGCCACGGUAUCAAGGGAGGAGAUGUUGUCUGACCCAGCUAUUGCUCACUUGGUGACAGAUGUCAACUCCAACUGUUGGAUUGGGUACAGAAGACACGUUAUGGCCUACCCAAUUAGGAAUGGAGAAUUGUACAACAUUGUUAUGUCGCACCCGGGACAAGCUUCUGUUGGUAGAUGGAAUGAGCCAGGCGACGUUGAAGAGAUGAAGAACCAUUACAAGAACUUUGAUCCGGUUGUUCGCCAAUUACUAACUCACGUAAAGGAUGUGUUGAAGUGGGUGUUGGCUGAUUUGCCAAAGUUGCCGAGGUGGGUGUCUCAGAGUGGUAAAGUUGCUUUGAUUGGAGAUGCUGCGCAUGCUAUGUUGCCAUACUUGGCUCAAGGUGCUGCACAGGCCAUUGAAGAUGGUGCUACAUUGGCACAGGAAUUGGACAACUGUGUUUCCACUAGCGAUAUUGCAAAGGCUCUACAAGAGUUUGAGAAGAAGAGAAAGAGAAGAGCUGAGACUAUUCAAGCUGGUGCUAAGAAGAAUGGUGAUAUCUGGCACUUGCCAGAUGGGGAGGAGCAAGAGGAAAGAGAUGCCUUGAUGAAGGCUAGAGACGGUGCCAAUCCAGACCAAUGGUCGGACAGAGGAUUCCAGCAAUGGUUGUUUGGUUGGAAUGCAUUCACAAACACAUUUGAAACGAAGUUGUGA